Messenger RNA from Lytechinus variegatus (green sea urchin), 2182 nucleotides. Its product is annotated as sodium-coupled monocarboxylate transporter 1-like. The record is from RefSeq and is a predicted model, not a curated record. The transcript is spliced from 15 exons. Gene Ontology annotation, biological process: transmembrane transport; sodium ion transport. NCBI's taxonomy places the organism in Eukaryota, Metazoa, Echinodermata, Echinoidea, Temnopleuroida, Toxopneustidae. Gene Ontology annotation, cellular component: membrane. Gene Ontology annotation, molecular function: symporter activity. The coding region runs from base 76 to 1989 and encodes 637 amino acids.
AGCGGCUUAGCAGCAGGUAUGGUAGUGCGGUCGCAUGAGGAUAAAAGCUGACGGCAUUUGGCUCUAUGCUCACACAUGGUCUCGACAUCCAAACCGACGAUGAGCGCCGUCGUAUCUUUGGGCGUCUGGGACUACGUCCUUUUCGCUAUUAUGCUCUUUAUUUCUGCCAUCAUCGGCAUUUACUCGGCCUGUUCAGGGGACAAACAACGGACUGCGGAUGAGUAUUUCCUAGGAAAUCGUAAAAUGCACGUCGUCCCAGUCGCACUUUCAAUGAUGAUUACCUACAUAUCGGCUAUGUCGGUCCUAGGCAUCCCGGGAGAGAUCUACCUGUUUAAUACUAUGUAUAUGUGGAAUAUCCUCGGGUAUGGUAUAGGAGCACUUGUCUCUGCCCAGUUGUUUGUACCCAUCUAUUUUGAAUUGGAAUUGACAAGUAUAUACGAGUACUUGGAACUCCGUUUCAACAAGACCAUACGUGUAAUCAACAUGAUUAUAUUCUUCUUCCAAACGAUUUUUUACAUGGGAAUGGUAAUUUAUACACCAGCCCUUGCCCUAAAUGCAGCUACUGGAAUGAGUCUAACAGCCAGUAUCAUCUCAACUGGGUUAGUUUGCAUCUUCUACACCACAAUUGGUGGCAUAAAAGCAGUACUAUGGACCGAUGCUUUCCAGACAUUGGUGAUGGCUGGUGGGAUUGUUGCUAUCAUCAUCGCUGGCUCCAUAGAAGUCGGUGGAUUCAAUGAAGUCUGGGCAAUAGCCGACGAAGGGGAGAGAAUUAACUUCUUUGACAUGAGAACUGAUCUUACCAUUCGGAAUACCUUUUGGACCGUGACAGUUGGAACCUUUAUGACGACCUUCCAUUCAUUUGGGAUGAACCAAGCCAUUGCGCAGAGAUGCCUCAGUCUCGGCUCCGUCCAAAAAGCAAAACGAGCAAUAGGUCUUGCAGUGCUAGCUGAAUGGAUUGUCAUUAUACUCAUGGGAUUAUCUGGUGUGGUGAUGUAUUCAUAUUACUUCGAUUGUGAUCCGUACACUAAGGGCAAAGUCUUCAGCCCCGAUCAGAUCAUGCCGUACAUGGUGAUGGAGGUGUUCGCUAGGAUGCCCGGUAUCCCUGGAAUCUUCCUGUCAUCCGUUAUCAGUGCUUCCCUCAGUACCCUUUCCUCUGGUCUGAACGCUCUGGCGGCCGUAGCUGGAGAGGACAUAAUCAAGGUUUUGUGGCCAAGGCUCCAAGAGAAAACCUACACUGCAAUAUCAAAGCUUCUGUGUCUUGUCUUUGGAAUUCUGGCCAUUGGGGUUGCUUUUCUUGCAAUGGGAAUGGGAGAUCAAGUUCUAGAGAUUGGCAUAUCUAUCGCUGGACUGACAAGAGGGGCUGUUAUAGCCACGUUUACGUUGGGCGUAUGUAGUCAUAGGAUAAAUAACAAGGGUAUUAUAUUUGGAACCGUAGUAAGUACCGGCAUUCUAAUCUGGAUAAAACUUGGGAAGACGUUUGCAGAUAAUAUUAGGUCAGACAGACUCUCCUUAUCUGUUGAAGGUUGUGUUUUGGACGAAAAUUCAACAAACCUCACUUAUUAUUCAACAACACAAGCCGGUAUUGAGACAUUGGUAUCAUUCACCGAGUCAUCACUCAAUGGGACAGCAAACGCCGAAAGGACUGCAUUGGAAAAUUUCUACUCGCUCUCUUUCCAUCUUUACGGUACAUUUGGAUUCCUUAUGACCGUGGUUGUCGCUAUCAUUGUCAGUGCCAUAACAGGUUUUAAUGAUCCAGAAUCAGUAAACAAGCGAUUACUAAUCGAUAUCGGAGAUGCUUUUUGUUGUUUCCUACCUCGGCGGUGGCAGAGAAAGCUUCACAUUGGAGAUGACGUCAUUGGUGACGAACAAAAAGACGUCAAGAUUCGUGGGAUGACCAACGGAACUGCAUACGAAGAGAUCUCACAAGGCCUAGUCGAAAGCCCUACGGACAAGGAAUACCCGGCUACAACGUAUGAUACUAUGAUCUGAUGAUAAAGUGAAGAAAAUGAAUUAAUAUUUGAAGGGUAACUCCUUGGUUUAACGUUGUGAAAAAAUAUACUCAAAAGGUGAAGGAUCACUGACUCCAAUUGCUUGUACACCUAAAGCCAGCUUAAGCCAGCCUGACACUUGCACGAUUUUAUGUCACGCAUUGGCACGACUCAAGUCGUGCCAGUGCGCAAAC